Messenger RNA from Mizuhopecten yessoensis (Yesso scallop), 3611 nucleotides. Its product is annotated as USP6 N-terminal-like protein. The transcript has 14 exons. Bases 161 to 2179 code for a protein of 672 amino acids. The record is from RefSeq and is a predicted model, not a curated record. Lineage: Eukaryota; Metazoa; Mollusca; Bivalvia; Pectinida; Pectinidae.
AUACGAUGGGAUUUUCAAGUCACGUGACCUGUAAAAAGUGAGCUUCCUGUUGAGCACUUCCAGUGGACUGUUAAAGAAAAAGAAACUGGAAAUGUGAAACUUUCUGAUUGGAUAUGACAGGUCGCAUUUUACAAGACCGUGGACGGAUUGCUAAAACACGAUGACCAGUUCAUCACUUGACCAGUAUGAUGAGGUAGAGCGGGCAUCCAGAGAGAGGAAUGAGAUUGUGGCCAAGUAUGACAAGGGUCGAGAAGAAGGGGCACAGAUUGACCCCUGGGAGGACCCAACCUUGGAGGUUUACCAUGUCACUGAUAGAUACGGAUUCAUCCAUAACUACCAACUCCCUCAGAAACAGAGUGCAGCUGAGGCAAAGGCCAUUGAAGUGGAGAUUGAAAGGUCACAGAAAUGGCUGAAAAUGCUAAAAAAUUGGGACAAAUACUCAUCAGGAGAAAAGAUGACCCGGCGUAUCUACAAAGGUAUCCCCAAUCGGGUUCGAGGCGAGGUGUGGAUCCGACUGCUUGGGGUCAACAAAAUGAAAGCUGAACAAAGGGGCAUCUACAAAGAUAUGAAGUUAAGGGCAAGGACCAAAUCUCCACACAUACGACAGAUUGAUUUAGAUGUAAACCGUACCUACCGUAACCACAUAGAUUUCCGGUCACGAUACGGUGUGCAACAACAGGCACUGUUUCAUGUGUUGGCGGCAUACUCCAUGUACAACACUGAGGUUGGGUACUGCCAGGGGAUGAGUGAGAUAGCAGCGCUCCUCCUUAUGUACAUGGGGGAAGAGGAUGCUUUCUGGGCCCUCUCCAACCUCUUUUCCUCAAAGAAACAUGGAAUGCAUGGAUUUUUCAUCCCUGGAUUUCCAAAGCUACUGAGAUUUCAAGAACACCAUGACAAUAUUCUUAAAAGAUUUACUCCAAAGCUUCGGAGAUUUUUUGAUAAAAAUGACAUUUACACAACAUUGUACACCAUCAAAUGGUUUCUCCAGUGCUUUUUAGAUCGGGUGCCCUACACACUUAAUCUUCGUCUGUGGGAUAUCCUUAUGCUGGAGGGUGAAGUUCUACUCACUGGCAUGGCUUACACAAUAAUCAAGUUACAUCGACGAAAACUUUUGAAGAUGAAUGUGGAUGACAUACUUCAAUUCUUCCAAUCGGGGUUAGAGAAAGACUUUGGGUAUGAUGAUGAUUCUGUGAUAGACCAAUUACAGGUGGUAAUUGAGGAACUUAGGAAAGCUAAGAUGGAAGUACCGCUCAAAGCCAAGGCUAAUGAGCUUCCUUCGUUACCAUUUGGACUGGAAAUUGAGCCAAGUAUUGAACAGAUUAUUAAGAGUAGAAACCCUGAAUCUGUUGAUGAACAUUUUAAACGCAAUCCGCACAAGGGAAAAUCUGGAUUCAAGAAAAGGCGGGGAUUGACUAGUUCAGAAACUCCAGAAAUGUCUCGUAGUACAGACAGUGCGUCUAUGAAGUCUAGUAGACUUUCAGACUAUUCUGUGGAUGAUCGAUCAUCAUACUAUGAUACAGCAGCCAAUUCAAGGCUUUCUCUGGCAGAUUUUAGUUCCAAAGUUUCCAUGCAAAGCUCUAGAACUUCAUUUGCUGAUGGCUCGGAGGCCGGCAGUAUCGGUAUGAUGAGGUUCACUCCCGUCAUGAACGAUGCACAUGGAGAGGGUGAACCUAUAAUGCUCAUGGAACAGGAACAACCAUCGCGGGACACGACAAUUGAGAAUCUUGCCGGGGAAUUGAAGACGCCUUCAGAGCACUCUGAAUAUGACAACCUGAACAUGAAUGGGCUGGAGGAUGACAAUCACGCAUCGUCUCACAUUGUAAAUAUCCCCAUUAGUAAAUCGGACGGCUACAUCAUGAAAAAGUCUGAGCCAGUCCAGCGAAGUGACUGGGUAGAUCAUGCUGAGGACCGUGUGGUGACGGAGGCAGUCACAUUGUCACGUAGUGACACCCUGCGUCUGUCACAGGCUAAGAUACAACGUAUGAAAAACUCUCUGAGUGCCGACGAUGAAGGGCUACAUGAGAGUAGACAUGUGUCUAAGGUACUCAUACAAAGCUCAAGUCAUCAUAAUGGUUACCUCGCCACGGAGAAUGGACAUUCACCACAGAGAGUUGCGGUUCACAUGUCAGCUGUUUCUACGCCUAGUCUACCGAUCUCUCGCCAGCAGCAUGUAAUCUAGUGUCCCGUAUAGUUUUAGUAGUCCACACAGAACCCCUCAUCAUGACAGGUCUACGCAAAUACAUUUAUGUUUGUAAAAUAUUACCAUCAUAGCCAACUUCAUUGGUUUGUAAAAUUUUAAUGCACAAGAAAAGAAUCUUAAUAUUCAUAUCAAUGGACUCUUCCUAUUUUUAUAUGAUUUGCACACAUGCACUAAAGUAUUAAUCAGAAAAAUUCACAGAGACCAAAUACAAAAGGAAAAACAAAAGUCAUAUGAUUAAUUAAAUAGAAUACCUGUAAAAACAAGCACUGUUUAUACCCUGUAUAAUUGUUCAGUAACGGGAAUGAAUUGUGAGAGAUCCUCUUUCUACAGGACACAAUGUUUCAUUGUUAAAAAGGGUCUCUCCACAUAUACAAUAGUGUUACUGGUUAUCUAAUGCAAACUGUCGGUUGUUGAGGGGCUCUGACAUCGCUUUGUUGUGAGGUACAAAACACUGAUAUAGAUAUAUAUAUUGGGGACCCGGGUAUGUUCUCUACCUCUCCCGUCUGUGUUAAAGCUCUCGUUAUUAUGUACAGUACCGAUAGUUUCUUUUUGCUUUUUUUCGUAUGUAUUUUGUCAUUAAGAACAUAUGAUGAUUUAAUAUGUUCCUGUUUAUGGAUAAAACAAAACCCUAUAUGCAAAGUAGAACUAAGAAACAUUUUGUAUAUUUAUAGCAAAGUUCAAAUGACACUUAUUUAUGUACUUGUAUAUAGGUAAAACCUCUGUCGUGUGUUCCAAUAGUCUAUGGAUGAUAUAUUGCCAGUGGAAAUAAUCAUACAACCAGUUUGAAAAGUUAUCCUUUUAUAAAAGUUUUACUAAUUUUGAAUUAUAUUAUUGAGCACACGAAAGAACUAUUUCCUCCUUGUCUGUACAUGGAUAUGCUGUUCUGUUCCCAGGCGUUGGAAGCAGCCUCUGUGACCUGACAGUCAGAUACAAUAAUAAGGAUUAUCCAGAUCUAACAAUGACUUUAAAGCCAGUUUCUGUUUAGUUGUAGCUGUUAAGUAGGGGUUCCUUUAUUCUACAUUUUUAUUUGUUUUUAACAAUUGGUCUUGAUAUUGCUAUGAUAUUUACAACAUGAUAAAACAAUAAGUUUAGCACUGGACUAUAAGGGGGAACAAGAAAAACAAAAUUGAUAAAAGGCGACCAGCAUGUAUACUAGUAUGUAUAUAUAACAAUAUUUCUCUGAAAGGCUGUUGAUAUUUUUUUCUAUUCUGACGGCCUCGAGGGGGAAUACUCAUAGUUUAUGUCUUUCAGGACUAAUUAUUACCUAGAGAGAGCUGGCUGUCAGGAAGCUUCAUUUUGAAGCAGAAAUCAUCACUUUAAGACCACAGCAAAGCACAGCAAAGUCUCAAGUGACCUAUUGCGAUCGCCUUUUGUCCGUCGUCGUCCGUCGUGCGUCCGUAAACAAUUUACA